Messenger RNA from Panicum hallii, 321 nucleotides. RefSeq lists its product as uncharacterized. The transcript has a single exon. The record is from RefSeq and is a predicted model, not a curated record. The coding region runs from base 1 to 321 and encodes 106 amino acids. NCBI's taxonomy places the organism in Eukaryota, Viridiplantae, Streptophyta, Magnoliopsida, Poales, Poaceae.
AUGGACAGCAAAGUGUGCGUCUUUCUGCUCGUCGCGCUGCUCGGCGUUGCUCUAGCACUCGCCGGCUCCAUCGCCGGCGGCAGCAUGGAGGCCGUGCUGGCCGGCAAGAGGCAGUAUGGCGCGGCGCAGCUGAUGAUGACCCCCGUGACGGCGACGCCGACGUCGGUGCUGGGUGUGGAGGUGCGCCGCCGCGUCCUCGGCAGCAUCAGCCCGUCCUCGCUCGAUCCCAACAGGGCGGCCUGCAUCGGGUCGUGCCCGGCCGCCGGCGGGGCGUACACCGGCCGCGGCUGCCAGAGGGUGUACCAGUGUUCUACAGGCUGA